GAACCCUGGAUCUUCCCGCGGCCCAUCCUGCUUUUCCUGCUUCGGAUGGAAUUUGAGGUCUGGGCGACAUCGUCUGAUGACGGUCUUUCUCCGGGAUAAGCAAAGAGACAUGGAACCCAAGAAAGAAAUAACCAUGCCAUUCCUAACUGAUGACCUGGUGGUGGAGAUUCUGUCUCGGUUGCCGCUGAAAUCCUUUUGCCGAUUCAAGUGUGUUUGCAAGUCCUGGCUUGCCUUCUCAUCUGAUCCACAUCACAGCCAGAAGCUCCCAAGAACUCCAGUUGGUCUCUUGUACCAAAGGUGCGAUUAUCGCAGUCCCAUCCAUCUCGCCGGACUUCCGUCAAGUGGCAGGGAAAUAGACACAGCUCUUUGUUUUGUGCCAAGUUAUCAUCAUCUAAGGUUAAUGGAUUGUAGCAACGGCCUACUCCUGUGCUGUUAUGAAGGUUUCACAGGAUAUUUUCCAGAUGUUUCACGUUCCGUUGUGUGCAAUCCGGCAACGAAAGAGUGGAUGUUUCUCCCACAUACUCAACCUGGAUCAGAUUCUGAUUAUCAUGUCGUGUUGUGCUUUGAUCCAUUAUGGUCCCAACACUUUUAUGUCUUCAAAUUCCAGAAGAGGCGUUCGUCGCAUCCUGUAGACCAACCAAUCAAUGAAUUUGAGAUAUUCUCCUCUCAGGAUCUCUUAUGGCAUAGUAGUCUCCUGGAAAGUGAAAUUAGUUUUCAUGGUCGAUCACACUUCAUUCACGGGGUGUUGUAUGUUGAGCACUCGUCGGAUCGUUGUGUCCUUGCAAUGGAAAUAAAUGCAAUGGCCACAAGCAUACAACUGCUCAAACGAAGGAUUAUUCAGCUGCCAGGAUUCUCUGUCAUGCCAGAGAUGUUCCAUUGUUGUCAUGGCCGCGUUGCCCAGUCAUCAGGGGUCUUGUGCUAUGCGCAGCAACAAAUAGAUGGUUGCAUGAUGCAAAUUUGGAGUUUGGAAGGCUCUUCGUCUGAGAGGUGGGUGGUGAAGCAUCGGCUAAAUAUGAUCGAUGCAUUUGGGAGGGACAUCUUGGUCCACACUGAUUCUUCUGGAUCCUUGUGGUCCAAUUAUUACAUCUUGGCUUUUGACCUUGAUAGAGAGGUUGUUAUCCUGGGGGAGCAUGGCACUUGGAAAUUCCUCUUGUUUACCAUCAGUACCAAAAAACUCUUAGAGCUUCAGACUCCCACAACCUGUGAACUGUCCUAUAAAUUUUACUACGUGCCAUACUACUGCAAGCUUUCCAGCUUCAGUGCGUCAAGGGAUUUAAGAUGAAUGUCAGCUUGCAAAUAUGUAUCUUAUGAGUGCUGUAAUCUGUAAGCAUUCUUAGUGCUUUAAGGGGCUCAAGAAUGUUAGCCAAGUCGUGUAUAUUAUGCUAUGAAGGUUGUACUUUGUAAUCGUUUUUACGUGCAUUAGCUGCACCAAACAACUGUUAUGUGUGUAUGAGAUCGCUGGAUUGCUGGCUUUGUGUGCCAA
Messenger RNA from Lolium rigidum, 1483 nucleotides. RefSeq names its product F-box protein At5g07610-like. Bases 77 to 1282 code for a protein of 401 amino acids. The transcript has 2 exons. Gene Ontology annotation, molecular function: protein binding. The record is from RefSeq and is a predicted model, not a curated record. NCBI's taxonomy places the organism in Eukaryota, Viridiplantae, Streptophyta, Magnoliopsida, Poales, Poaceae.